AUGAAUGAGGCCCCCGCCAUCCGCCACCAGGGACCUUCGGUCACUCCUCGUGAACUGGGCUUCUCCAGGAGCCCCAGGCUCCCCCUGCGUGGACGCACACGCUUUCCUGAGCGGGACGGGGGGCACAGGAAAGAAGGAGGGGGCAGGGCGGCGGAGACAGAACCCGCGCGGCUGCAGCAAUUAGCUGAGGCCGGUGACGAGCCCCCAGGAGCCGCGGAACACCCUGCCGGCCUGAUCCCAGCCCGCCUCCCUGAACCUGCUGGCGUCCCUCACGCGGAUCCAGGUGGAGGAGGAUCGCGUGUGCCCGGGGGGCAGAGAACGCAGUUAGCGGCCGCGGGCUGCCUCAAAGCUGUCACCCUCCAGUUCACCCUGAUGCUGCAGGUCUUUGGUCCUCUGGGCUAUGUUUUCCUCGCCUUUCCUUUCUGUAAUUCAGGUUUUGAACAGUGGGGGGGAGGGUCAGGCCUUCACCCCGAGCGGCUGCGGGAGCUCGUCCCCAGAAAGGCCGAGGCAGCACAGACGCCUGCUCGCUGGGCAGCCUCCCAGACCCCUUCACUGACCACCUUAGCAGUCCCUAGGGCUUGCAGCUGUUCCCCACACCUGGGACCGGCCCACUUACGCCCCACCGCCCCGGAUGUGCAGAUGCCGCAUCCCAAGGCGCACAUGGUCCAGGAGGACCAGGGCAGCCCAUCACCCUCAGCUUCAGCAGCACCCGAUUUUAUCCUCCAGUUUCGCAAGCCGGGGCUGGGUCUCGGGACACGGAGGAGCCGCCUGGUCCAGCCCCACAGCCUCUCUGCCAACCCGUCCCCUGCCCUCACCAUUUCCCACCUGGCUCGAGCAGCCAGGCCCCACGGCAUCAGGCCUCCUGGGCUGGGGGCUCAGGAGCUGAGAGGCUGUCCUGUCAGCAGCCCCAUGGAGGGUCUGGAUGCAAAGCUCCUUCCACUGGACGUGGAGACCCAGACAAGGGCCGACAGCCACACCAAGCCUGUCAAGCCAUGUGCUGCGGAUGUGAGGGGCGGGAGGUGGGCUGACCACGCUCCCAGGCCCUGCCUCACGCCGCUGCAGACAAAACCCGAAAAACAGUCCGACUGGGUCCAGCUGCACAGCGAGGAGGGACCCUCCUCCGUCCCUGAAGGGGCAGCAGCCGUCCAGCUGUUUGGCCAAGCACUCGUCUGGCGCUGCCGUGGAGAUGGGGGUGGUUAA
Messenger RNA from Rangifer tarandus platyrhynchus (Svalbard reindeer), 1200 nucleotides. Lineage: Eukaryota; Metazoa; Chordata; Mammalia; Artiodactyla; Cervidae. The record is from the annotation of a GenBank genome assembly.